Messenger RNA from Hylaeus volcanicus, 2205 nucleotides. Its product is annotated as lysophospholipase D GDPD1-like. Gene Ontology annotation, cellular component: endoplasmic reticulum membrane. Gene Ontology annotation, biological process: glycerophospholipid catabolic process. The coding region runs from base 298 to 1242 and encodes 314 amino acids. Gene Ontology annotation, molecular function: phosphoric diester hydrolase activity; phosphatidylcholine lysophospholipase A1 activity. The transcript has 7 exons. The record is from RefSeq and is a predicted model, not a curated record. Lineage: Eukaryota; Metazoa; Arthropoda; Insecta; Hymenoptera; Colletidae.
CUUUCCUGUGUUCUUCAAAUAAUAGACUAAAAAAUAACAGAUACAAUAAUUCUUUGUACGGGAGUCGAAAUUUAUUUUUCAUGUUAUAUCUUCUAAAGGAUUCCAUGAAUAAUUAAUAACCGUACGUUAAAAUACUAUUAUUUGAUAUGUAGUCAUGUCAACAAGGAAACGUCUCGCGUAUCUUCUACUGAGACUUUGUCACUCGAUACGUUUAUUCCCACGAUAAUAAAAAUUCGUGUAAACAAUAGGGCGAUGAGUUGGUACAUUGCAGAAUUAAAAACGACGGAUUAAUAUAAGAUGUUACUGUACACGAUAAUCGGAGGUUAUAUGAUAACGUCGAUGAUAUUGUUUAAAUAUCCAACGUUAUUGCACAAAAAGAAAAAAGUAAAAUUUACGUGUCAACAUAUCAGCCACAGAGGAGGAGCGGGGGAGGGCUAUGAGAAUACGAUGUAUGCCUUCAAACGUGCUGUUGCUAUUGGAACAGAAAUGUUGGAAUUGGAUUGUCAACUCACAAAAGAUGGAGAGGUAGUCGUGUCUCACGAUCAAAAUCUUUUACGCUGUACAGGUACAGAUAAGAAUAUUUCAGAAUUGGAUUACAAAGAUCUACCUCUAUUGAAACUGUGUCUUCCAAUUGAUUUUGAUCCAGAUGCAGAAUAUAUUGGUCCGGAAAAAGAAGAAGAGAGACGGUUUCCCCUAUUGAAAGAAGUAUUCGAGGCAUUUCCCAAUAUGCCAAUUAAUAUUGAUAUUAAAAUUAACAAUGAUGAACUUAUAUCAAAGGUGUCUGAACUGAUAAAGCAGUACAAUCGCGAAGAAUAUACAGUUUGGGGAAAUUUUGAUGAUAAGAUAACACAGAAAUGUUAUAAAACGAAUCCAAACGUGAACUUGUUAUUCUCUAUGCGACGUGUAAGCUUGUUAAUAGUUCUCUUAUAUACUGGCUUGUUACCAUUUGUGCCUUUAAAAGAAACGCAUCUGGAAAUAUUUCUACCUUCCAUUUAUAUAAGGCACCGAGUUCCGAAAUCAACAUUUUUACCUUUAGAAAAGAUUCUUGUGCGCACUAUUAAUGUACUACUAAUGAGACGAUGCUUAUUCAACCAUUUAAGAGCUCGCGGGAUACACGUUUAUUUUUGGGUCUUGAAUAGAGACGAAGAAUUUCAGAAAGCUUUUGAUCUUGGAGCAACUGGUGUAAUGACAGAUUAUCCUACAAGAUUAAAAUUAUUUUUAAAAACUCAUUCGUUUGCAUAGACAUGAAUAGCAAAUUCCAGAAAACACGAGAAAUAUUUAUACAUAGUAUUCUAUGAGUCCAUAUGAAGCUUUUAUCAAGCAACUGAAUUCUAAUUACUGGAAACUAAAGAUAAGAAAGUAUUAGAAUAGCUUAUUCAGAAAGUUGCACAUACAGUAUGAGUAAUAGAUACCAUAGCGCAAAUAUGUUACUUAAAAAUUUAGUUUUACUAUUCCAUCAAAUCCAAAUGAUUAUUAAUUGUUGAAUUCAGUAUUAUUGUAUUUUUGUACAUUCUACAAUGGACAAAGUACAAUUCAAUGUUACUAAUAAUGAUUGUUAUAAACACUGCACACAUAGCUUAACUAUAAAAUACUAAAUUAUUUAUUAAAAAUUGUUUGCAACAUUUUCAUAAAUAUAUAAAUAUUUUUUUAAGUAAGACAUUAAUAAAUUACUUUAUCUAUUCUAUAUGUAUAUAUAUAUUCAUUACAAAUUAUAAUAUAAUAUUUUUAUAAAAUACAUAUAUGAGUAUUUAUGAAAUAUAUCGAUGAACACAAAUGGCAAGUGUCGGCGGAAUGUGUAGUACAUAAUUUGAUCUGAAAGAUAUUUUCUUACAUUCAGUUACGUAUAUUUCUAACCUAAAUAUUGCAAAAAUUACCUAUCACAGUACAAUUUGCAAAUUGAAAGUUUCUAUAAACAGAUGUAAGACGAUGUAUUUUGUAUACCUAUCUUAAACAUAAUUCUAUAUACAAAUACUUUUGUAUUUAGAAUCAAUUUUAAGAUAUCUGUAAGUUUAAAUUCAAUCAUUUCUUGUACAACGGUAACUUCUUUCGAAUGGAAUUUUGUGUAUUUCUUGUUGCACAACUGCUUCCAUAAUUUUAAACAUUUUUAUAUCCAUGUUUACUUGUAUCCAUGUAUCUUCGGUUAUAUUUUAUAAAAAAGUCUUUAGCACUUUUUUGUUUUGUAAUUGCAAUAAAGAAUUAAACUUA